AUGCAACGCCGGCGACUGAGGAUGUUUGAGAAACCCAGGUCGCGAGUUCACCAGUGGUCGACGAGUGGUGAUUGCGAGUGGAUGGUUCGGCGUAGGGGUAUCUGGCGGCGACUGGCAGUGUUUUGUAUUCGGUUGCCGGCGCUAAAUCAUGGGAUUGAGUCCGACGACGCUGUUGGGGAUGCUUCGUCAAUCGUUGGUUGGAGUAGAUUGGUUGGGUGGUGCUAUGGUUUUCGUUGCUCCUCCAGGCAGCGGUGCCAGCUUGUUGGGUCGCCAUUGAAGGCGUUGGCGAUAGCAGGUGCUCCGACAGGGAGCAGCUUUAAGCGACCGGAGUUCUUCGACCAGCAGGGGGAUGCGGUGGGGGUGAACAGAGAUGGCGACCGGGUCCAGUCGUCGGAGUCCGACGUGCCAGGUUGUGGGGCAACGGCUGCCGCCCAGCGGCAGCGAAUCGAUGAAGAAAGAGGCCCCAGUCUCGAUGUCGUCGGAGUCCGACGUGCGUUGUGGAGCAGCGGUGGUCGUGAUGCCGACUGGGUGAGAUUGCAAUUGUCCGCUGGGUCGCCGGUCAACGUAUACGAUAAUGGCCAAUCGUGGGGCCGACCAUCCUCUAAUUUUCCAGAAGGAGAAGAUGGCGUAGGUGGGGCCCUUUAUUUGUGGGGUCGACUACCAUUCUCCCCCCACCCCCUUUUUUAUAUGAAGGUGAGAGCAAAAGUUGGUGGUGCCCAGGUUCCGGCGAGAGAAGCUGGGGUUUCGGGAAGGUCUUUGGCCGUCUGGGAAGAUAUGUUGAUCCGGUGGGGCCCGGCUCUUUUGUCUUUUCUGUACAUAGGGAAUUGA
Messenger RNA from Lactuca virosa, 828 nucleotides. The record is from the annotation of a GenBank genome assembly. Lineage: Eukaryota; Viridiplantae; Streptophyta; Magnoliopsida; Asterales; Asteraceae.